Molecule: messenger RNA, 10438 nt
Organism: Adelges cooleyi (spruce gall adelgid)
Lineage: Eukaryota; Metazoa; Arthropoda; Insecta; Hemiptera; Adelgidae
Product: intermembrane lipid transfer protein VPS13A-like
Exons: 56
Coding region: 124-10176 (3350 amino acids)
Biological process (GO): protein retention in Golgi apparatus; protein targeting to vacuole
Cellular component (GO): extrinsic component of membrane
Source: RefSeq, a predicted model, not a curated record
CUUAUUCACUCGUAGUCGUUACGAACGGCGAUCUGUGAAAAAAUGUCUUGAACUGUAAUAAUAUAUUGUUAUGGACAUUUAAAAACAUCUUGAACGGAAUAUCGUUAUUAACAGGCCACAGCCAUGUUCGAAGGCAUUGUGGCGUCGUUGUUGAAUAGGUACUUGGGCAAGUACAUAGAAGACUUGGACUUGGAAAACUUGAACGUGGGAAUAUUCAGCGGCAACGUGCUGCUGUCCAAUUUGAAAUUGAAAACCGAAGCUCUUUAUGAGCUUGGAUUUCCGAUAGAAGUAAAAGCCGGCUCCGUAGGCAAGUUCAACAUAAACAUACCGUGGAAUGGACUGUCCAAUCAACCAAUCGUGAUAAAAAUUGAAGAAAUACUCAUCAUCACCGGGCAUGUCCUGGACAGAGAAUGGGAUACAGAACUGGAAAAACGGCUGAUGAGAGCCAUGAAAAAAAACAUUUUAGAAAAAAUAGAGAGUACUUCGAUUUUUGGUAGCGGACCUAUGGAGAACGGCGGAUUUAUCGAAACCCUAAUGACGACCGUCAUGAAUAAUUUACAAAUAUUCAUAAGAGGUAUUCAUGUAAGAUUCGAAGACACUAUUAGUAAUGUAGACUCUCCCCGAGCGUUGGGCUUGUGCGUGCAGUCCAUUUCGCUGGAAACCACCAACAGCAAGUGGAAACCGAUUUUGUCUCAACAGCGCGGACAGUCGUCGGUUUAUCAGAUCGUUAAAAUAGAUUCUGCUUCGGUUUACUGCAACACGCUGUGCUCGAAUUUGCUAUACAACAACAAAACCGUGGUGUCCAAUUGGCAGGAAAAAAUGCGGUCAGCAUUAAACAAUUUUAACAUAGACGAAGAACCUCUCGAAUUCGUACUUAAACCGGUGGUGUUGAAAGUCAAAAUUAUCGUAAACAAGUCUAAUGAAGCUCGAGUGCCCAAGCUACUAGUUGACUUUGUGUUGCAAGACGCUGCUUUGCAGUUGUCCAGAAAACAAUUUGUCUCUCUAAUGGAAAUUGCUGAGUUUAUGAAACUGGCCGAAAUCAACAGAUCGUUCCGGGAUAUACGGCCGCGCGCCGGAGUAGUAAAAAACGCCAAAAACUGGUGGUCUUACGCUUACAAGUGUGUGCUGCGUCAAAGAGCCACUAUGUAUUGGCAAAAAAUAAAAACGCACAGGAAAAACUUUAGGAGCUAUAUAAACGCGUACAAGAAAGUCUUAGUGAACCCCAACGACACCGAAUUAAAACUAGACUUGCAGAUGCUCGAAGACGAAUUGGACAUUUUCAACUUGGUCUUGGCAAGAGAACAGGCGAAAAUUGAGCUGUGCGAAAAGAAUCCAGAGAGUGUUACCAUACAAGAGUUCGAGUCAAAAUGGUGGGGUUUGACGAAUGCCAAACCCUUGUACAGGUUGUGCUUGACGUGCGACAAAGGCAAGACUUUCUGGAACUUACUUAGUCAGUCGGAGAAGGAUCGGCUCAAUGACUUAUUGGGUCGUGCAGAAGGGGCGGAUGUAAUUCGAGUAGCUACACCUAAACAAUAUAUAGAGCACAAGAUUAAUUUAACAGUGGCCAAUUGUCUGAUGAGUCUGAUAAGCGGCAGCAACGAGUUAAUGGUAAUCACCGUUGGUCAUCUGAUGAGCAGUCUGGAGACGAGACCAUCGGCCAAGGCGUACAAGAUAUCUACUCGGGUCGAGAGCAUAAACGUGGAGGCGUCUGUCGAGUACAGUUUAGUUCCCAUCAUUGACACUUGCACAAUGAGAGAUAAUUCGUCCAAGUACUUCUUGAGCGUCGACUUCGAAAAAAACCCACUUAAUUCGGACGCCGAGUACGGGUUGAGCGUCACGUCGGAGUUGGCUGAAAUUGUUUAUCACGAAUUCGCUUUAUCUGCUCUGCUCAGCUUCUUCUAUUACAAUCAAAAAAUAAACAUCGAGAACCUCGUUAAAAACGUAUACGAUUACAUUGCCGAAAUGGUCGAAAAUGUGUUCAAGUCCAAUCGACCGGAAUCCAAGUAUAAGAAAAUGUUGCUGAAUUUGGACUUGCAACUGCCGUACAUUGUCAUACCGGAAUUUGGGUCCAUCCAGAAAUGCGAGAAUGUUAUGAUACUGGAUUUUGGUGCAAUCAAAAUCAAAAGUGAUCUACAGCCAGACGCCAUAUGUCUGGACGACGUCACUCAAAUGGAAAUGGAAGAGAAACUCUAUGAUAGAUAUCACAUCGACGUGGAUGGAUCUCAAAUGAUCUUUUGCAAUUCAGAAAAUGAUUGGAGAACACUAAAAACCCAAGCGGACUCGUCAUCUCACAUCGUAUCGAAAACAGUUACUCAGAUUGUGAUCUCCAACAGCAUCAAACCGGAGUACAAACAAUUAGCCAAGCGAAAGGUUAAUAUUUCCGUACAGAGUAUCAAAUUGAACUUAUCCGAUCACAAAAUCAGCUCCAUAUUAGAUUUCAUCGAGAACACUCCUCUGCCUACUAACCAUGUUUCAUCGGCCACGUUGAAAAAACGUUACAGCACCGGCGAUGAAAUUAACACGUGUGACAGGAUUGAUUUGCAUAACGGAGAAGGCGAGUUAAAAGCACUCAAGUCGUCUUUGGCGCUAUACCUGAAAACCAAAGGAGUGUGCGUGAGGUCCAACGAAGAAAGAGUCGAAGUGAAAAAAGCGUUUAGAAACGUCGAAAGAAAGAGCCUCGUGUCGUCAGAAAUGAGCGACGAAGAGUUUGCUGAGCUCUGGGCUCGCACCGUUGACUUACCCGGGUUUGACGACAACGUUUCGCCGAACAACACCAUCACUUCGCUGUUUAGAUUUGUCAUGGGAGAAUUGUCAGUGAAUUUCCACCGUUCUAGCGACAAGGCGGAAAAGCCGUACUUGAACUUGACAAUGAAAAGAUUCUGUUGUGAUGUCGCCGUCAUGGAGUACGGCCCGGCAAUACAGACCUCUAUAGGAUCAAUUAGCCUGUCAGACGUACAGCACAUUUGCAAAAACAACGAAAACGUCAGGUUGCUCUGGAUCAACCCGAACGCGCCGACACAGGAUUCAAUCAACUUACUUUAUCGAAAAGUGAGAGCCAGCUGUCCAGAUUUCAAAAGCCAUUUCCAUAGUGUAGAAAAAUCACUUGUCCUCGACCUGAAUCACGUGGACAUCGUGUGCCAUCGAGCCGCCAUCAUAACGCUUUAUAAAUACCUACAGUACGUCACGCUUAAGUUUAGCAACAGACGGAUGUGUGCGGCGCUGACUGUGGAUAAUCUCAAGAAACGCAUUAACGACCAUUUUAUUGACGACGAUCCGCCCGUACCACCCGGUGCUACCAAGUUCAGCUACUCCGCACGCAUCACCCACAUAAACGCUUUGGUUUGCGACACCGGACUGGAUUUCCUGAAUGUCAAGGCCGGAGGAUUGGAAAGCGAUUGCACUUUUAAAGCCAACGAUCGAAUGGUGUUUCGGUUGUACGUGAUGAGCACGAGCGUCGACGAUUUGUCCGAAGUCACGCUGUAUCCCAAGCUAUUUUACACGGACGAGGAUAAACUGUUAGAGUUCAAAUAUGUGCGUCACAAUCCUCGUCUGUACAAAACCGACAUUGAAACGAAAAAAGACGACGUCAAGUUCGACGGCAGCGUCAAGUUACACUUGGGACGCGUGCACGUCACCGUUUUAUGUAACGUCCUAUUGGACUUCCAAUACUUUGUAGAACCGAUUAUCGCCGAGGAAAUAUUGGACUUCGGGCGACGCUUAAGGGGCAUACUGGCGCCGUACAUGCCGGAUUUGCGCAACGGAUGGAAGAGUAAAAUACACCUGUCGAUAUGUCUCAAUUGUCCGGUGGUGCUAUUUCCACAGAACUCAACUUCUCCAAACAUAAUUCUGUGCAAUAUGGGAGACCUGACGAUAGAAAACUUUUUCAAACAACAACCGCAAAAGGACUACGACGGUCUCGGAGUCGUCGACAACGUUUUAGCCAAGUGGGACGCACUAAACGUAUCCAGAGCCAUUAUGACACUGGACGGAAAUCUCGUUAUUCAAGAACCCAUGGUCGAGCCUUUUAGUAUUCGUUUGGACAUCAAGAGAAAUACGACCAAUGAAUUGUUGUACAGCAUAAAUGGUGGCAUCGACAGCGUGCAGAUCAAUUUGGGUCAAAAAGAUUUCGCCACAUUCCUGCACGUAUGGGAUGAAAACUUUGAGUCCGGACGGUGCAUUGACGAAAUGGCAACACUGUUAAUGCCACACAUGACCGAAGCACUGGAAGAUAAUGAUUUAAAAAAGAUACAAGUAUUCUUCAACCAUGAAAUAUCGGUUCAAGAAAUCGAUUUCAAGUUUUGUUUAGACAACGUACAAAUUGCGUUAUUCGGAAACUCCGACGAGAUAUUGAGUUCUCCAAUACGUGACGUAAACCAUUCUCUAUGUAAGUUGGAUAUGGACGAAAUACAUAUAAAGGUGGAAAUGUAUUCGAACAACAGGGUAGCUAUGAAUGCUUCCAUUCAGAAAUGUGUACUGGAAGACACCAGAAGGCUGAACAAAUCGGAAAAAAAGAUAUUCGAUUCGGUUGGUCCAUCGGAUUCAGCUGGUGAAGUGCAUAUAUCGGUUUUGACGCCACCGUUGUUUGAUUUGUCCUUCGAAAAGACUUGUAGCGGUGAUAAAACCAUGAACAUCCAUUUGGACAAGACCCGGUUAAACAUUUCAGUGCCAUUCGCUGUGGAACUUUCUCAGUUUAUCUUUGACUCGCUGCCGUCGAAGAAAAAAUUAUCUGACGACGAAUCGUUAAUGUCGCCGACCAACAGGAUGGACGGGCGCAGGAAGUACAGAUACGAGAGACCUUUGGCGGAAAAGAAAUCGCUAAACGUUAUCAAACAAUCGGCACUAACGAUAUCGGUUCGGUUCGGACGACCGGAAAUAGCCAUAUUACCUCCGGAAACGGAAGAACUGGAUUAUCGCGAUCAAGCGUUGCUGUGCAAAACCGAGUUCCUAUUGGAUUAUAGCCGUCAUCCGGGACACGAGGAGGCGUUGGUGUUCUCUCUGUCGAAUUUCCACGUGUUAGCCGUGUCGUCAAAACGAAAAGCCCAAAAAAUGGUUUUACAUCCGUGCGACAUAGAGCUCUCUAGAACGAUAAAUUCAGGAGACCGUGACGCCGUUGACAUUCUCUUCCGUUCCAGUCCUCUGAACCUAAAUUUGUCGACAAGCACAAUUCAUAUAAUUCUCAAUGUCGUUGACUAUAUCGAAUUGAAUUGCGAGGAAGACGUGGAUUUCGGUGGGUCUUCUUAUUGGGAGUACAAGACCGAAGAUUUGUGGACUCCAAAAUCGAUAACUCCCAGCUAUUCGCCCAGUGCGGCCGCGGCAAAGAAUCCGGUUUUGUGGUUUUUACACUCAAAGUCUUCCGACAGCAUCGACGUGAAAUCAGAAAAUCUCGAGAUCUACGCGCAAGACAUACACGUUUCAUUGGAAGUAGAAGAGCUCGACUUGGAAGACGUACCUAUUAUCAAUUUGAAAUCAUCUCUGAAAAUGCAAAUCAAAGACUGGUCCGACCAACUGCGUUUGAACGGCAGUUUCAACUUAAGAGCUUUGUACUACAAUUGCGAUUUAAGAGUUUGGGAACCACUUGUCGAACCAUGGACUAUUACGUUAAAAGGAUUUGUUGGCAAGUGCGGUGACAAGCAAAUGGACAUGGGUGAAAUGGUGCGUUCGUCUCCUUCGUCAAUCAUAGAUGCCGAAACUGAAAGCUCUGGCGACGAAAGCGAAGCUGAAAUGAAAUUUAUUAGAAAAUCAGUAAAAUCGAGAGAAACUUCGUUAGAGAAAUGGUACUCGGACGAUUCUGAUUCUGACAACGACACCGGGGUUAUGGACAAAUUAGCCAAAGCUGUAUCCCAUCUGAUUUCCGACGAUUUUAGUGACGAGGAAAUAACCAAUACCGACUCGAGUGACGAAAGCAUUGCCGAUCACGAUAUCAAACAACAGAAAAAUGACCGAACGUUGAAAAAAAAAUUAAGCGAUUCCAGUGACUCUGGUCUGGAAAACGAUUCUGAAGAGCUAGACUCCGCCACUUGUGUAGUAGUUGAAGCCGACAGACUGGAAGUUUCGUUCACUCCCGCCAGUUUGUCAGUUCUCGACACACUCGUCAAAUCAUUUUACAGUCCAAAAAAUUAUGAUUGCGAUUCAACUGAAAGUUUUGUCCUGGUCAAUGAUCUCGCGGUCAGAUCAAUCGUCAUGUUAUACCAAAAAAGCGAAAGAGGAUUAGAAAAAAUUCUGGAAGCGAUUGAUGGGUCGAGGACAUCUUCAAUAUCACGGCAAAGCAUUUCAAACGACUGUACUUUUGUAAGCAACAUGACAAGACAUUGUAACUUGGAGGAUAACGACCAUAAAUCUACGAAUACUAUUUACAGAAAUAUUACAGACAAUCAGCUCAACAUUAAAGUCGAGGGUUUUGACGACUUAAUUGUGGUAUGUCCUAAACGGACGUGUAACAAAUUGCAUGCACUUCGUCCAGUCAAAAACGACACGAGGUAUUGGAUUAUGGUUUGCGUGGUAUCAAAUAAAUUAUGCUAUACUAUUACAAUCAGGUCGCCGCUUAUGUUGAAAAACGACACAUCGUACCCGUUGAUGGUACACUAUAACCGCACGGAAGCCAUGGACGCCUUUGAGAUGGAUUCUGCAGUAAUAGGCGAGUCUGACAAUCCGUUUGAAGCGAUUUGCACAGCGACCAUCCUCGAUGCGGGAUCAGUCUACAACGUGCCUAUCGCUCUGGCUUACCAUUCCAAACUAUACUUAUCGCCGGCUAAUCUACAAAAUUAUUUUGUCAGCGAUACGGGAGUUUGGUGGCCCGAAAUGGCGGUCGAUACGAAUCCUGCAAAAGAUUUGGUAUGUGCAACUUCUAAACCGGACGAGCAGCUUGCGUUUUCAGUUCGUGUGGUCUGUGAAGAGGGAGAACCGGUGUUUAACCGGGCGUCGAGGGCCGUGCCAAACUACACAUUUAGGGCGGUUCCUCCUGUAAUCAUGCACAAUUUUCUACCGUUCGCUAUUGAAUUGAACUUCCCCAACUUCAAGCAUCGCAUCGAAGCGUCUGAAAAAAUUGACGUGUACGAGUUGAAUCUAACUCAUCGUAUCUUAAAAACCGAAUUGGUAGUACCUUCCUACUUGGGCAUAUCGUGGUCGGGUACUUUUAAUCUACGCAAAGAUCUGAACGAAAAAACUGUGAACAUGAGCACUGAGCACGACACGGAUGGCGGCAACAAACACCUUAAAAUAGCAGUGAGGGUGACAAACGAAGAUUCUUGUCGUAUUUUUAUCCACUCCCCGUACUGGAUCGUCAACAAGACUGGACUGCCGUUGCAAUUGAGAGGCUCGCGGUCCGACAUAGUUUACGAAUCUCAUUCGGAGGAGCCACUUUUGUUUUCUUACAAACGGAUGAAAAAGAGAAACAUCAAGCUAAGGGCUUACCACUCGAGUUGGUCAUCGGCGUUUUCCAUGGACACGGUGUACUGUCCCGGGCUAGUCGUUUGCAAGGACAAAGAGCGUCAAAAAAAAUACAGGAUUCUCAUGAAGCCCGUCUUAUCGCAUCUUUGUCCACAUUUGACGACCAUCGUGACAUAUUUGCCGAAUUUCUCAGUAGCAAACAACUCUAGUAGAAGUCUGCGGUUCAUGGAAGACAACCCAGAGGCCGAUCUGUGGACAGACGUUUUACAAGGACAAACUUUACCAUUUUGGCCUGAAACAGAUUCAAUGCGCAUGUUUGUCAAGUUUAGGGAUAGUAAAUCAGGGUCACAACAUUUUUCAAUUAUAAGAGAGCAACAGACUGUUCUUAGAAUGGAUAGAGGAAGAGCACUAGUGGUAAAAGUAACGGGUGGCGGAGAUAAUCCGUUUUUGAUAAGUUUUCAUAAAUUCCGUCAAAACGACGCUCCAGUAAGAAUAGACAACGUGUGUGAAGAUAUGUUUUUGAAAAUUCAUCAAAAGGAUUUGGGUCAGGUGACGUUGCUUAGUCCGAAUCAAUCCGUGUUAUACACGUGGGAUGACCCAACCGAGCAGCGUGUUCUCUACUGGAACGUGUACAGCAAAAAAUCCAAAGGGUUCGUGGCGAAAUUCGAGAAAGAGGGGUACGGCCAAGAGACGUUAAGUUUCUGUCAAGUAAAACCGCCCGAAGCCGGCAAUAACAACUUAAACUUGAUGAAGCUGAUAACCAGUCAGUCCCAAGAGCCCAGCGACACCAGCAGUAUCGAAGACUCGGACUCAGAUGAACCUCGAGCUAAGGUGACGUUUCAGUUGACAAAAACAAGAAAGGCCAAGAUAGUUGUCUACUGGGUGAGUUACGUAGAGGUUGGCGGUCAACGUGUGUUGUUGUUUACUCAAGACGAGAAAACGGCAUCUGUUGCCCGCAAGAAAAUACAAACAAGUCAUUCUUGCGUCGAUUCGGUCAUGUCUAUAAAAGGAGUCGGACUGUCUUUGAGUACAUCUCGCGGAGUACACACUGAGGAAAUCGCGUACGCUAGCCUGUCGGAUUCGGCAUCCGAAUGGAUGGUGAAAGUAGGCAACGUCUGGAAACCGUUUACGGUGGAGUUGGCAUGCUGGCUGGAAGAUAUGUGGGAGAACCACAACAAGAGAGCUCAUCUAAAAGACUAUGUUCAUGUGGAUUUUGAUAAGAUGCAAAUGAUCAAACCGUUCUUCGGACAACUGCGUCGUCUGUACAACCCAGCCGUGUGGAGCCGUUGUAAAGUGACCACAAAAAACACUGUUUUUCAGUUAAAGGUUCACAGAAUCCAAGUAGAUAAUCAAUUGUCGGACUGUACGUUCAAAACUGCACUGUACCCGACGCCCUCGUCCAAGACGUCGUCUCUUUUGCUGAGACCGUGCGUGGAGAUAGGCUAUUCAAAAACUACAGUCUCGUGUCAUUACGACGUUUACAAAUACUUCAACAUAAGAUUUCGAGAUUUCACGGUGCAGCUGGACAGAACGUUCGUCGUGAAGAUGCACAAAACUCUGUCACCUCUACUGGCCGUUUUCGAACGUCCGCUCGACGCCAGGUUUAGACAGGACGUGAGCUCGCUUCAUGCAUCCAAUAUGCCGCCAGGUAAAAAAUCCGGAAGGACGUACAUCGAAUCGUUCGACUGUUCACCGUGCCACGUGCAUCUGAGUUUUUCUGCCAAAGUAGCCGACCACUGCCCGUUGAAGGGCUCGAACAGUUUCACCACCGACGCUCUGUUGUACGUACUCGACGGCCAUGCUAACCGACUGAGCGACAUGAAAACCGUCAGCCUCGACCUGAACGGCUUGACCCGCAAAGGCAUUCACAAGGAAUCGUUCGAAUCGAUUUUCAGUUACGGAUGGAAGCAUUACGCCCGACAAUUAUUGAAACAGAGUCACGUGUACAUAUUUAAUUCGGACGUGCUGGAAAACGUUUACGAGGCGAACGACGAACGGCCAGACGCGUCCGAAUCGCCCGAAAACCAUUUGGGCACACUCUGCUGUGACAGUCAACACGAAGCGUUUGCCGCCACUGUCGAACGCCAAGAAAAAUGGGGAUUUACCGAAUCGCUACCGGAACGCGCAUUGGCGGCCUACAAAGGAACGGAAAUGUCUGUGCUGCUGUCUAUGUCUGGCGCAAUACAGAGGCCCCAUAUCGGGGGCGAAGACGACGGAGCCGCCGAGUCAUUCUUUAGAGGUCCCGGUCGGAACUUGUUGGCAGUACUGUCAAAAUCCAACGUAUCCGACAAGGUAUCGAUGGCGUACGACGGAGUGAAACGGGUCAUCGAGUCUGGCGAAGAAGUAGUGUUGCGGACGAGACUCCCGAGAUACAUCAACCCGAUGGGAAUGAAAAGCUACAGCUCGUACGAGGCGGUAGGCCAACACCUGUUCAGACUCCUAAGCCGUAUGCCGUCCAACGACGGUUAUUGGGCGCACGUUAGUUUUAUGCCGGAAGGGAAAAAAAUUCUUCUCAUUACUCUUAGACGGGUGAUUCUGGCCGAAAAGUGUCGCACAAAAGGACCGUGGGAAAUCGAAUGGAGCGUUUACGUGGACAACAUCACAGAAGUGCCGAAAAUCGAAGACAAGAAACUGACGUUCAAAAUCCGACAAGACGAAAACCAUUCCAGUUAUUUCUUUAGAGGAGACGAAAAACGCGUGGAAUACGACGACAAAGCGACGUUGAAAUGGAUCAAGGACAAGAUCGAGCAAGUCAUGAUGUUGAGCUACGAGGACAGCCCUAUGAAAUGACCGCCGUCACCGCUCUAUAAUUAAAACACAUAUUUCUUAGUCAGUAGUUUAGAUAACUGCAGUUAUCCCCACCGUAUUGUCCGAGUCAACACCUCCGAUCUGCGAAAAAAAUAUUAUAAUAACUAUAUCAAUGCAUUAUCUCGGAGUAUUAGUAUCUCACUUAACAUAUUAUUAAACAUAGAAUACGCCAACUCGGAAAAAUAAGCUGUUAGUCUUACAAUAAUUACUACAGGUGAAUCGAACAAUAAUUUAUGAAUGCAAA